This is a messenger RNA of Mangifera indica (mango), 3364 nucleotides long. Its product is annotated as receptor-like protein kinase FERONIA. The transcript has a single exon. The coding region runs from base 391 to 3063 and encodes 890 amino acids. The record is from RefSeq and is a predicted model, not a curated record. Gene Ontology annotation, biological process: protein phosphorylation. Gene Ontology annotation, molecular function: protein kinase activity; ATP binding. NCBI's taxonomy places the organism in Eukaryota, Viridiplantae, Streptophyta, Magnoliopsida, Sapindales, Anacardiaceae.
AUUUAGGGACGAAAAUCGAACUCUUCAUUUCAGACUCUGCUGUUCUCAAUUCACAGCUCUUUCUCUCUCUUCUCUGAUCUCUCUCUCUCCACUGACCUCUCCGAUUUGACUCACUGAGUUUGUUCUCUUUCUGUUGAGGUAAUGUUAGCUCACUCGCUCCGCUACUUUCUUUGCGCUGGCUUAAGUUCGUCGUAGCUCAAUUUCGGUCUCUUUGUGUUGUUGCUUUUAGUUUGCCAUCUAGAUCUGAAGCUGUUUUCGCUGUGUUUUGAGCUUGAGAUAGGUGCUUAGAGAGCUGGAUCUAGGUUGAAAUCUGUAUUUUCAGCUUGCUCUUAUGUGUUUGAGCUUGUUUUGAUUUAUUUCGGAAUCUUGAAAGUGGUUGUUUUGAGUCUCAUGAAGAACUCAAACAGGUCUUCUUUUCCUUCUUCUGUUGUAAUCUUUGCUUCGUUAGCUUUUUUUAUUUAUGUUGUUUUGGCUGCUGAUUAUGUUCCCACCGAACAACUUCUUAUAAAUUGUGGAGAGUCUUCAACACAAAUUGAUGAUGAUAAGAGGAGCUGGACUCCGGAUGUGGGGUCUAAGUUCUUGUUAUAUAGCAAGUCCACAGCCGCGAAAGCGGCCACUCAAGACUCCGCAACCCCUGAGAUUCCUUACAUGACAGCUAGGGUUUCGCAGUCUAACUUUACCUAUAGUUUUCCUGUUGUGUCUGGCCGGAAAUUUGUACGUCUUUAUUUCUAUCCUAAUUCAUACAACGGGCUUAAUGCAAGUAAUGCUCUCUUUUCUGUCACAACCGGGGGGUACACACUUCUUCAUAAUUUCAGUGUUGCUCAGACUGCGGAAGCUCUGAAUUAUGCGUAUAUCAUUAAGGAGUAUUCGGUGAAUGUAGAUGGAGAAAGUUUGGAUAUAACUUUUAGUCCUUCAACGAAUGGUUCGAAUUCUUAUGCAUUUGUGAAUGGGAUUGAGGUGAUGUCAAUGCCUGAUAUAUAUAGUUCUUAUGACGGAACUUUGAUGAUUGUGGGUCAGGGUUCUACUAUGACCAUUGAUAAUACUACUGCACUUGAAAAUGUUUAUCGGUUGAAUGUGGGUGGAAAUGAUAUUUCGCCUUCAGGUGAUACAGGUCUGUUCAGGUCUUGGUAUGAUGACCAGCCAUAUCUCUAUGGAGCAGGGUUUGGAGUGACAAUUUCUGCUAAUAAUGUGACUGUGAAGAACCCUGACCCUACAUAUGUUGCACCUCAUAAUGUGUAUUCCACGGCUAGAUCGAUGGGGCCAAAUCCUCAAGUUAACCAGAAUUCCAAUUUGUCCUGGAUUUUCAGUGUUGACUCAGGAUUUAAUUACCUGGUUAGGCUGCAUUUCUGCGAGCUCCUUUCGCAGAUAACCAAAAUUAAUCAGAGAAGCUUCAUAAUUUUCCUCAAUAAUCAAACUGCAGAUGAUGCUGAUGUGAUUGCCUGGACAGGCAAUAAUGGUAAUGGAAUUCCAGUUUAUAAGGAUUAUGUGGUGCUUGUUCCAGGCAGCGGUCCACAGCAGGAUCUAUGGCUUGAACUGCAUCCAAAUGUGGCUUCUAAGUCGCAGUAUUAUGAUGCAAUCUUAAAUGGAGUUGAGAUAUUCAAAUUAAGUCAAGCAAGUGGUAAUCUUGCUGGGCCCAAUCCAAUCCCUGCUACACCGAAUGAAAUUGACCCAUCUAAGGCUCUACCUUCGCAUGGCUCUGGAACGACAAAUCACAAGGCAAUUAUUGGUGGUGGUGUUGCUGGAGGAAUUGUUCUAGUCCUUGCUAUUGGUGUUUGUGUUCUUUUUGCAUCUCAUCGCAAUAGGCGUGGGAAGGACCCGAGUGCAAGUGAUGGGCCAUCAGGAUGGCUUCCUCUUUCACUAUAUGGAAAUUCUCACUCUGCUGGUUCAGCCAAGACAAACACUACUGGAAGUUAUGCCUCUUCUCUUCCUUCAAACCUUUGCCGCCACUUUUCAUUUGCUGAGAUCAAAGCAGCCACAAACAACUUUGAUGAGGCCCUACUUCUUGGGGUUGGAGGUUUUGGCAAAGUUUAUAAAGGAGAAAUUGAUGGUGGUACAACUAAAGUUGCUAUCAAGCGUGGUAACCCACUUUCUGAGCAAGGUGUGCAUGAGUUCCAGACUGAGAUUGAAAUGCUCUCAAAACUUCGACACCGCCACCUUGUGUCAUUGAUUGGUUACUGUGAGGAGAACUGUGAAAUGAUCCUUGUCUAUGAUUAUAUGGCUCAUGGAACGCUUCGUGAGCAUCUUUACAAAACUCAGAAACCCCCUCUGCCAUGGAAGCAAAGGCUUGAGAUAUGCAUUGGGGCUGCUCGAGGUUUACACUAUCUACACACUGGUGCCAAACACACUAUUAUUCAUCGGGAUGUUAAGACUACCAAUAUUCUUUUAGAUGAGAAGUGGGUAGCAAAGGUUUCUGAUUUUGGGUUGUCAAAAACUGGCCCUACAUUGGAUCACACUCAUGUCAGCACUGUUGUGAAGGGUAGCUUUGGCUACUUGGAUCCUGAGUACUUUCGGCGCCAGCAACUAACAGAGAAAUCUGAUGUUUAUUCAUUUGGGGUUGUGCUCUUUGAAAUCCUAUGUGCUCGACCAGCCUUGAACCCGACGCUGCCAAAGGAGCAAGUGAGUUUGGCAGAGUGGGCUGCUCAUUGCCAUAAGAAAGGCAUUCUUGAUCAAAUUGUUGACCCUUAUCUGAAGGGAAAGAUUGCACCGGAAUGCUUCAAAAAGGUUGCCGAGACUGCAAUGAAGUGUGUUUCUGAUCAGGGUAUUGAAAGACCAUCAAUGGGUGAUGUGCUGUGGAACUUAGAGUUUGCUUUGCAGCUACAAGAGAGUGCAGAGGAGAGUGGCAAGGGUAUUGGUGGAAUGGACAUUCAGGAAGGGGCAUUUGAUGUUGCUUGCAAAGGCAAGAAAGAUCCAAAUGCAUCUCCAGGUUUUGAUGGUAAUGUGACGGAUUCCAGGAGCAGUGGUAUGAGCAUGAGCAUAGGUGGCAGGAGCUUAGCGAGUGAAGACUCUGACGGCUUGACACCAAGUGCUGUUUUCUCACAGAUCAUGAACCCAAAAGGGCGUUGAGAUAAAACAUCAUUCUGUUCCUCUCUCUCCCAGAAACAGGUAAUGCAAUAUGCUUUCUGAUGCUACAUUGGUGGUGUAUCCAUUUGGUUUUACUUUCAUUUAUUUUAAUGAAUUUUCUUCUACAAUUUACUCAUGAUAUCUUUUGCUCAAGUCCAUAUUUGUAUCUAUAGUUGAAUUAAGAGUGUUAAAGUAAUUUGUUUCAUAUUUAUAACCAUUUCUCAUAAAUCAACGGUCCAUGCUCUUGAUGAGAACAUGUAUUCCGGCAUUUGUAUCUAUAAAAUAUUUGUCGUGCUUAGUUUCA